Vombatus ursinus (common wombat) is the source of this 786-nucleotide messenger RNA. RefSeq names its product cationic trypsin-3-like. Gene Ontology annotation, biological process: proteolysis. NCBI's taxonomy places the organism in Eukaryota, Metazoa, Chordata, Mammalia, Diprotodontia, Vombatidae. The coding region runs from base 1 to 786 and encodes 261 amino acids. Gene Ontology annotation, molecular function: serine-type endopeptidase activity. The transcript has 6 exons. The record is from RefSeq and is a predicted model, not a curated record.
AUGAAGGUCAUCAUCUUCCUUACCCUCUUAGGGGCUGCCGUUGCUUAUCCCGCUGGUGAUGAUGAUGACAAGAUUGUUGGAGGCUACACGUGUCCCGCUUACUCCCUCCCCUACCAGGUGUCUCUGAACUCAGGCUACCAUUUCUGUGGUGGUUCUCUCAUCGAUAAACAGUGGGUGUUGUCAGCUGCUCAUUGCUACAAGUCAGAGCUGAAUAAAAAGAUAGGUGCUGUUCUUUGUCCACCCAGACGAAUCCAGGUGAGACUAGGAGAGCACAACAUCGAGGUCACUGAAGGCAGGGAGCAAUUCAUUGAUGCAGCUAAAAUCAUUCGCCAUCCCAGUUACAAUUCUAACACAUACAACAAUGACAUCAUGCUGAUCAAGCUGAAAACAGCUGCUACCAUCAAUUCUCAAGUGUCUGUUGUCUCCCUGCCCCAGUCCUGUCCUGCCACUGGCACUUCAUGUAUCAUCUCUGGCUGGGGUAACACUGUGAGCUCUGGCGCCGACUACCCAGAUCUGCUUCAGUGUCUGAAAGCCCCCGUGCUUUCUGACAGCACCUGCCGUAGUGCCUACCCUGGAAAGAUCACCAGCAACAUGAUCUGCUUGGGCUUUCUGGAGGGUGGAAAGGAUUCCUGCCAGGGUGACUCUGGUGGCCCUGUGGUCUGCGAUGGAAAACUCCAAGGAGUUGUCUCCUGGGGUUAUGGCUGUGCCCUUAAAGGCCUACCUGGUGUCUACACCAAGGUCUGCAACUAUGUGAAUUGGAUCAAGCAGACCAUUGCAAGCAACUAA